Diaporthe amygdali is the source of this 807-nucleotide messenger RNA. RefSeq lists its product as uncharacterized. NCBI's taxonomy places the organism in Eukaryota, Fungi, Ascomycota, Sordariomycetes, Diaporthales, Diaporthaceae. Bases 1 to 807 code for a protein of 268 amino acids. The record is from RefSeq and is a predicted model, not a curated record. The transcript has a single exon.
AUGGCCUCUCAAUAUGAUAACAUUGGUUCCAAGUACGAAGGCUUCAAGGCGCUCCCCACUUCCAUAAUUGAGGAGGCAAACUUCAAAGAAUCGAUCGAGCCAUGGCUUGCUAAAUUCCCCAAUGCCAGCGUACUCGACCUUGCUUGUGGAACCGGAUAUUACUCUAAGAAAUUGCUUGACUGGGGAGCUGGCUACGUGCUCGGAAUUGAUGCUUCGAGUGGCAUGGUGGACGUCGCCAAGGAAUCGAUGAGGAAAGACCAAGCUUAUAUCGGCAAAGUCGACUUCAAGGUUGGCAACGCCCUCGCUCUGGGGGAUAUGGGCGGCGACGGACCAUUUCAAAUUGUUGUGGGUAUCUGGCUGCUCAACUAUGCCAGCAACUUGGAGGAGAUGACAAGUAUGUACCGCACCAUCUCAACGAACCUUAAGGACGGCGGCGUAUUCAUCGUCAUAACUCCCCCACCGGCAGAUAAUGUGGACACACUCGCCGAGAAUUGGACAAAGAUCACGGCUCAGUACCUGAAGGCCUUGCCAGUUUGGGUGAACUACUAUGAAAAGCUCGAGUCCGGACAAGGUUGGAAGACGGAGAUCAACAGUCUCACGAAGGGUAUGCAAUUCAGUUUCAGAAAUUUCCAUCUCGUGAAGAGUUUGUAUGAGGAAGCGGCUCGAAGUGGUGGCCUAGAGGGGAACUUGGAAUGGAAGGAAAUCAACAUUCCCGAACGAGUUGCGACGGCCCAGGACGAAUUAAGCAAGAUGUGUGUUCAAAUAAGACACAUGGGUGUUCUCGCUGUCGAGAAGAAAGGAGCCUGA